This is a messenger RNA of Cydia strobilella, 2208 nucleotides long. Its product is annotated as ecdysone oxidase-like. The transcript is spliced from 4 exons. NCBI's taxonomy places the organism in Eukaryota, Metazoa, Arthropoda, Insecta, Lepidoptera, Tortricidae. The record is from RefSeq and is a predicted model, not a curated record. Bases 161 to 1966 code for a protein of 601 amino acids. Gene Ontology annotation, molecular function: oxidoreductase activity, acting on CH-OH group of donors; flavin adenine dinucleotide binding.
GUGGAAGGCUGUUCAAUUAAAGAAGUGCUUCUCCAGCUCAUUGCGGUCUCGACGCUGGUCAAGGUAAUUCGGGUUCAAGGAAAGUCCAAACGAUCCAAGAGUCUGAGGACCCUGUGCCAGCCAUCGCCGCGAGCUGCUCCAUCAUCUACAGCUCAGCAAGAUGUCUAUAUUAGGCCCAUUUUUAUCGACGUUAGAGGUAUCACUUAUUCCCGAAGUGGUCCAAUUGAUACAACUCGCGCUAGCCGCUCUCACGGUUCUGCAUCUCGGUGCCGAGAACUACCCGCCACAGGCAACUGUCUCCGAUGGAGAUAAGUUUGACUUCAUCGUGGUGGGCGCUGGGUCGUCUGGCACGGUGGCCGCCGCCCGCCUUUCAGAGAUAGCCAACUGGAAGGUGCUGCUUAUCGAAGCCGGAGACAACCCACCUAUUGACUCUGUGAUUCCCGGCUUGUUUCCUUUGUUGGACUACUCUACGGACUAUGACUGGAAUUACUACAGUGAUAACGACGGUUACUCCGUCCAGGCUCACAAGACGAAAACCAUCCAUUUAACUAGAGGCAAGAUGGUUGGGGGUUCCAGUGGCUCCAAUUAUAUGUUCUACGUGCGAGGCAAUAAGGCCGACUUCGAGCAGUGGGUCAACCUGGGAGCCGAUGGAUGGGAUUGGAACAAUGUCACUUACUACUUUAAAAAGAGCGAAGGUCUUAAAAGCUCGGAGGUCUUGAAAUCAGAUUCAGCUGAUCUGCACAAUACUGACGGCCCCUUGGGAAUUACACGAUCGACUUGGAAAAAAGAAACUAAAAAUUAUCUCGAGGCAUUCGGAGAAAAACAUAAAAUCCUCGUUGAUACAAAUGGUCACGAGCAGAUUGGUUAUUCACUUCCUCAGUUCACGAUUGCUGACGAAAGACGACAAAGCACUGCAGAGGCAUUCCUCAAACCAAUCAAAGAUCGAGAAAAUCUUUUUGUCCUCAAAAACACCUUAUGCACGAAAAUACUUUUCGAUAAAACUAAUAGAGCUACCGGAGUACAAGUGAAAUUACCGAACAAGCAAACGAUUAGUCUUUACGCUACCAAGGAAGUAAUCGUAUCAGCUGGUGCUAUAAAUACCCCCCAGCUCUUAAUGUUAUCGGGAAUCGGACCUAAACACCAUUUGAUUGAAAAGGGCAUUGAAGUAUUGUUAGACUCGCCAUUAGUCGGUCAAAACUUACAAGACCAUGCAUUAGCACCAGUUAUGGUAACAGCUAAAAAAGGAGCCCAAUCAGUAACUCAGAACCUUGAAGCUUUUAAAAAUCUAGACAAAUUUCCGCCUGCCAUUUUAGGGUUUGCUGCUCUAUCAGAUGCCAGCACAGUUCCAGAAUACCAAGCAUCGGUGUUACCACUUACAGCCGGCUCAAUUAUGUCGACGUUGAUGUGUACUUACACACUUGGCCUGGAUGAUAAGAUCUGCAAAGCUGUUGCAGAGGCGACCCAGGAGCAGGCAAGUCUUUUCACGACAAUAACACUUCUGCAUCCAGAUUCCAAAGGAUACGUCGAGUUGAGCAAGAACGAUCCUGAAGUCGCUCCAAAAAUAUUCCUUAAUUACUAUGCAAGUGACACAGAUUUGGAGAAUCAUGCAAAAUAUUUACAGGAUUACUUGGACGUUAUAAAUAGCACGUAUAUGAAGAGCUUAAAUUCUGAGGUUGUAAAUAUGGAGGUACCUCAGUGUGUUGAUAUAGAAUUUAAUACUCGUGAUUACUGGAAAUGCCACAUUUUGAAUACUGCCUCAACUCAAUGGCAUCCAUCGGGAACUUGCCAAAUGGGGUUUGAAGGAAAAGGCGUCGUAGAUGCUGAAUUGAGAGUAUGGGGUACUACAGGGCUAAGGAUUUGCGACGCGAGUGUCAUGCCAAGUAUUACUCGUGGCAACAUUAAUGCUCCCUGUAUAAUGAUCGGAGAAAAACUGGCUGAUAUGAUUAAACAAACAUAUGGUCAAUAAAAUUACAAAUUUUGCACCCUAUACUAACUACAACUUACUGUGUGACCUAAGAGUUCACAGGUGGAGAAUAGGUAUCUUUGGCAUAUGUAGGGAAUCUGUACAAUUUUUACUAGACCGAUAAAUUAAUAUACAAAUAAGUAACUUUUGUUUUUAUUCCGACUCUAAACUAUUUGCAAAAAUAAAGGAUAUGAGUAAAAUGCUGUCCACGAAAGCUAAAAACAUAAAGUGGGAGUUUUAUUUAG